Messenger RNA from Kwoniella shivajii, 1065 nucleotides. RefSeq lists its product as uncharacterized. Bases 1 to 1065 code for a protein of 354 amino acids. The transcript is spliced from 12 exons. Gene Ontology annotation, molecular function: mRNA binding; metal ion binding. The record is from RefSeq and is a predicted model, not a curated record. Gene Ontology annotation, biological process: cytoplasmic translation. Lineage: Eukaryota; Fungi; Basidiomycota; Tremellomycetes; Tremellales; Cryptococcaceae. Gene Ontology annotation, cellular component: cytosol.
AUGCCGCCUAAAGCAGCUAAAGAUGACAAGACUUUUGGUAUGAAGAACAAGAACAAAUCUUCAAAAGUUCAAGCGUAUAUAAAAACUGUUCAGAAACAACAAUCUGAUGCAGGUAAAUCAAAAGCAGACAAAGUCAAGGAAGCUGAAAAACAGAAGAAGGAUGAAGCUAGAGCUACUGCUUUAGCUAAAAAGAAAAUGGAAGCUGAGUUAUUCGGUCAUGCUCAAAUUCAAAAAGUACCUUUUGGAACAGACCCAAAGACUGUACUUUGUGUAUAUUUCAAAAAUGGACAUUGUGAAAAAGGUACAAAAUGUAAAUUCUCACAUGAUUUGAACGUUGGUAGAAAAGUUGAAAAACUUAAUAUAUACGAGGAUGCCAGAGCGCAAAAGACAGCAGAUACAAUGGAUACUUGGGAUGAAGAGAAACUUCGAAAUGUUGUUACUCAAAACGAAAGUAAACAAACUAACGCAACCGAUAUCGUAUGUAAAUACUUUAUUCAAGCAAUUGAAGAUAAGAAAUAUGGUUGGUUCUGGGAAUGCCCUAAUGGCGGGGAUAAAUGCAUGUACCGACACGCAUUACCUCCUGGAUUCGUGUUGAAAUCAGACAAGAAAGCGGCAGCAGAAGCGGCGAAGAAAGAUAAGAUAUCUUUGGAGGAUUUCCUGGAAGUAGAGCGACACAAGCUGAAAGCACCUCUGACACCUGUCACACCUGAAUCAUUCGCUUUAUGGAAGAAGACUCGACAAGAGAAGAAGGCAGCUGAGCAAGAAGCGUUCGAAAAGGCUAAGGCUACACAGAGAGCAGCUGGUAAGAUGACAGGAAUGACAGGUAAAGAUAUGUUUGAGUUUGGUGGUGAGAUCUACGAGGACGAUGAAGAAGGUGAAGAUGAUUGGGAUAUCAGUAGGAUGUUAGCUAGAUAUAGAGAAGACGAUACGAGACCUGAUGGAUAUGACGAUCAAGAAGGAGCUUCAAAUUCAAAUCAAAGUCAAAAUGCGAACGAGAAUGAUAACGAUAAAGAUGAUGUUGAGACAGUAACGAACGGAGUGGGAAAUGUGAAAGUGACAAGUUAA